Molecule: messenger RNA, 1979 nt
Organism: Suillus fuscotomentosus
Lineage: Eukaryota; Fungi; Basidiomycota; Agaricomycetes; Boletales; Suillaceae
Product: HotDog domain-containing protein
Exons: 15
Coding region: 171-1979 (602 amino acids)
Biological process (GO): base-excision repair; nucleotide-excision repair, DNA damage recognition; nucleotide-excision repair involved in interstrand cross-link repair
Cellular component (GO): nucleotide-excision repair factor 1 complex
Molecular function (GO): damaged DNA binding
Source: RefSeq, a predicted model, not a curated record
GUAUGCCAACUGUUGCUCAGCGGAUCAGUUCUGUUCACUCAUUGAAUCAUUCGAGUCAAUGGCAAAAAACCCAACUUCCUAAUCCGUAAAACUCGAGUCUUUGUCAUAUGGAACGUCUCCGACCCUUCUUAGUAAAGCUAGCACUCAAUCACUAGAGGUCUCGAACAUUCAUGAUGGAAGGACGGAAUACUUCUCCUACGCUUUCCACUGCCGAGAACUCGCUUCUAACACCCGAGCAAGUCAAGCGCAUUGAGCUGAACCGCCUCAAAGCAAAAGCAAGGCAGAGACAACGAGAACAGGAGGCAGGCCCGUCAUCUACGCCAAAUCCGAACCAGAAACGCCCUCUCGAGGUGAUCCCAGCUGUGUCCACGUCACCGACAGCUCCUAAGCCACUGAAGCGUGAUUCACGCCUCGGCAAGUACUUUGAUUAUGACCUGUCCAAAAUGGUCAACUCGAAAGGUGGAUUUUUGGUCGAGGAUGGCAAGGAGGUGGACGAAGAUCUAAGGGCGAAAGAGCGAGAACGAGAAAGACAACGAGCCAAGCAGAACUUGGAACCGCCGAUGUACUUGGAUCCGAGCUUGAAUCCGAAGUGUAGAGAAUGCCAGUCUAUCGACAUCGAUUACACGUACAAGAAAAUAUUUGGAUGCCUGGUAUGUAACAAAUGCAAGGAUGAAUACCCAGAGAAAUACAGUUUGUUGACAAAGACUGAAUGCAAACAAGAUUACCUCUUAACUGACCCCGAACUUCGGGAUCGAGAGCUGCUACCCCAUCUACUGAAAGCUAAUCCUCAUAAGUCAACGUUCGCGAAUAUGAUGCUCUUCUUGCGUCAUCAAGUCGAAGAUUUUGCGUGGAAGAAAUGGGGUUCACCAGAGGCUCUAGACGUUGAAUGGGAGCGUCGAACGGAAGAAAAGAAAAACAAGAAAAACAAGAAGUUUGAGGAAGGACUGCGAGAUUUGCGCAGACGGACUAGAGAAGGUGUGUGGCAAAGACGAAAAGAUCAGGAGCACAAACAUGUCUUCGGAGUAACGGAGGACCUCGGGGAUGGCAUGGCCCAGGCAUUUACUAUGGAUGAUCCAAACCAGGCCGAAAGCUCCAAGAUUUCCACCUCUUUGGAGCUUGAGCAGAUCGAAGUAAAUCUCUUUCGGUCAAAGACUUUAUUCAAACCCACGAAGGCUCGAGGGGUCUUCGGAGGGCAGGUCAUCUCACAAGCAAUAGUCGCCGCUACCAAUUGUGUUGAUCCCGUGUUCGGGUUGCAUUCUUUGCACUGUUACUUUCUUUUGAGUGCAUCUCCUGCUAUCCCUAUCAUAUAUUUCGUCGAGAGGCUACGGGAAGGGCGGUCAUACACUACCCGAAGCGUCAAAGCAGUUCAGAAUGGAAAGGUGAUAUUUCAGCUAAUGUGUUCCUACCACAAGCCGGAACCAUGGCAACCUACAUACCAGUGGCCCAUGCCCGAGGUGCCCCCACUUGAGGAGUGCGAGCUUGAGGAAGUGCUGUUUAGACGCUGGGCUACGAGGGAGGACCUUCCUGCGAAAGUUCGGGACCUGUUCUUGUCUUAUGCACUUGAAAAGGAAAAUGGUCCAAUUUCAGUCAGAAGGGCUGGAUUGACCACCGAGAAUGGUACACAAACAUCCAUGCAUUGGAUGCAAGCCCGAACAGGUCAAGCAUCACAUUACGGGGCACCUUACCAGAAGUGUAUUCUGGCAUACCUUUCGGACCUCAACUUCAUCUCCGCUGCGUCUGAUGUUCUUAAACUCAAGCGAAACUCAGACGGUCCUGACGCUCUUACCAUGAGUUCUACACUAGAUCAUUCCAUAUGGUACUAUGACGACAACUUUUGUUGUGAAGAUGGAUUACUCUACGUGGUAGUUUGUCCUCGAGCUACGUCCGGUAGGGCAGUGGUUCAUGGCAGGGUCACUUGUCAGGAGGGCGUGGUACGGGCUAAUGUACGAGGUCCUACUGAAAACAAGGCAAAGCUGUAG